GCACUUCCCCACGUUUGACUUUCCAGUCUUACAAUCAGUUCCGCAGUCAUAUAUCAACGGACAAUUCCCCUCGAGGUUCUUUCUGUUGAUCCUCUCAUCACUCUCUCCCUACCCUCUUGUGGCUUUACGACAUAGUCAUCAGGUCAAUACUGUCCUAUCGUGCACAUACCUCCAACGAGAAGAGUCGUACCUAGAUACACAUCUCAUCCACCAUGGCCCCUCCCACGGCAACAUACACCGAGACCUCCAAUGUCCCCGCCUCCGGUUUCGACAAAGCGGACGCCCAGCCCGAAGGCACCGCACCCAACGAGCCCAAGUUGACGCAAAGCGGUGCCGAAGUUCAGAUGCAGAAGUUCCCUUCCCCGCCACGCUUCACGGACAAGUACGAGGAGAGAGAAUACCUCAAGGGCCGCCUCGCUCUCGCAUUCCGCCUGUUCGGAAAGUUUGGGUUCGAGGAAGGUGUCGCAGGCCACAUUACAUUGAGAGAUCCUGUGAAUCCCACCACCUUCUGGGUGAACCCCUUUGGCCUGGCCUUCUCGCAGAUCAAGAAAUCAGACCUGAUCCUGGUUGACCACGACGGCAAAGUCAUCGAUGGAGGCCCGAACCGCCUGCUCAACCAAGCCGCAUACAUGAUCCACGCAGCGGUCCACAAGGCCCGUCCAGACGUCGUCUGCGCCGCUCACUCACACAGCCUCUACGGCCGCGCCUUCUGCGCCCUGGGUCGACCGAUCGACAUCAUCACGCAGGAUAGCUGUGCCUUCUACAACGACCUUGCCGUGUACAACUCAUUCAAGGGUGUGGUCCUGGCCAAGGAAGAAGGAGAAAACAUCGCCCGUGCAGUUGGAAACAAGAAGGCUUGCUUGCUACAGAACCACGGUCUUUUGACGGUGGGACAGACGAUCGAGGCUGCCUUGUUCUGGUUCUGCUCUCUGGAGAAGUGUUGCCAUGCCCAACUCCUGGCUGAUGCGGCUGCUGCUGGUCGCGGAGGCGCUACGGUCAAGAUUGACGAUGAGGAUGCUGCUUUCACAUACAAGUCUGUCGGCACACCCAGGGCCGGUUGGUUCAGCGCGAAACCUCUCUUUGAUGUCAUGAUUCAAGAGAUUGGGGAUGAGUAUUUGAAGUGAGUGCAGGAAGAGAUGGUCGAUUUUUGCUCGGCUGCCGGAAGCAAAACGACGAUGAGGAGUGCAGCAUAAGGUGGUUCGUUGACCUGGUUUGCACCUGUUGUAAUUCACGAAAACAUUAUUGCCUUAUCCAUACCCACGAAUGAUAUAAAAUUAAAACAUUG
Molecule: messenger RNA, 1285 nt
Organism: Cladophialophora immunda
Lineage: Eukaryota; Fungi; Ascomycota; Eurotiomycetes; Chaetothyriales; Herpotrichiellaceae
Exons: 1
Coding region: 213-1124 (303 amino acids)
Cellular component (GO): cytoskeleton
Molecular function (GO): actin filament binding
Source: RefSeq, a predicted model, not a curated record